This is a messenger RNA of Gasterosteus aculeatus aculeatus (three-spined stickleback), 2918 nucleotides long. Its product is annotated as phospholipid phosphatase 3. Gene Ontology annotation, cellular component: plasma membrane. The record is from RefSeq and is a predicted model, not a curated record. Lineage: Eukaryota; Metazoa; Chordata; Actinopteri; Perciformes; Gasterosteidae. Gene Ontology annotation, biological process: phospholipid dephosphorylation; phospholipid metabolic process; signal transduction. Gene Ontology annotation, molecular function: phosphatidate phosphatase activity.
AAUAGAGGAGUCGGGGAUGGUGAGGAGCCAGAAGAAAGCGAGCUUGUGAUUGUUUAGGAGACGAACCAGCGACCUCUUGUCUUUAUUUUCUUUCUGAAAAGCAGACGCGUCGGUUCAGACUCGCGAGACGAGACUGCGCUUGAAGAAUAAAGUAAACGCACCGCGGUAGCGCGCGCGACACGAGUGACUCGCGUAUUCACUUUCGUCGUUUUGAACCACGUAACUUUUUAUAUUUUUUUGUUAAAUGCAACGCUGUCUGAUAAAUGAGAAAACCAUGGCAGCGGAGACCAGGAACGGCGGGAGUUCAGUGAACAAUAAAGACCACAGCAGGAGAAAGUUACUGAUCGGAGUGGACCUCUUCUGCUUGUUUUUAGCCGGCCUGCCUUUCUUGGUCAUUGAGACCAGCGCUGUUCAGCCUUACCGUAGAGGGUUUUACUGCGAUGAUGAGUCCAUCAUGUAUCCGGCCAAACAUGGAGACACCAUUAGCGACGGUGUGCUUAGCGCUGCUGGCAUUCUAAUCACCAUCCUCUCUAUUGUCAUCGGGGAGAGCUACAGGAUCUACUUUCUGAACGAGGGAUCCAAGUCUUUCGUAGGGAACCCCUACGUGUCCGCGCUCUACAAGCAGGUGGGCGUGUUCAUCUUCGGCUGCGCGGUCAGCCAGUCCUUCACCGACAUCGCCAAGGUGUCGGUGGGCCGCAUGCGCCCCCACUUCCUCGACGUGUGCAAGCCGGACUUCUCCACCAUCAACUGCUCCCUGGGCUACAUCACCGAGUACCAGUGUCAGGGCCCUGAGGGUAAAGUCCAGGAGGCCAGGAAGUCUUUCUUCUCCGGACAUGCGUCGUUCUCCAUGUACACCAUGCUUUACCUGGUGUUUUACCUGCAGUCUCGUUUCACGUGGCACGGAGCUCGUCUGCUGCGCCCUCUGACCCAGUUCACCCUCAUCAUGAUGUCCUUCUACACGGGCCUGUCCCGCGUCUCCGAUCACAAGCACCACCCCACGGAUGUCCUGGCGGGUUUCGUGCAGGGAGCCCUGGUGGCCUACUGCAUAGUAUUCUUCGUGUCUGAUUUGUUCAACAACAAAGGCAGACGUUCCACUCUUUUGCCGACCCCAGUGAAGAAAGAUCUUGUUCCUCCGGCAGACAUCAGAGAGCGGAGCAACCAUCUCAUCAUGGCAUAGAGAAGGCCGCAAACUGACAUAACCCUGAGCCAUUAUAAUCACUGCUACAGCCGCUGGUCAAUACGGGAUUGAAUAAACUCCCGACGAUCAGGAUCAUGCAGACAAAGUAUGGAAUCUUGAACAUCUCCGUGCAUGAGAAGAGGCCACCGAAAACCGCCAGUCAAGCCAGUUUUUCCUUCGCAAUGGAAAUUUUAGAAUAUUUUUUUCCUCAGUCAUACCAAACAUUUUAUUGUGGAAAAGGACCCAGUGUGUUUGUACCUCUUCUGUUAUGAAGCUCAUCGGAGACUCUCCUCCUUUGAGGCCCCUCCAUGGACAACAGUCUGAAAUGAGUCAAGCUGACAAAUGGCAGCUGUAUUCUGUGCCUUGUCCCAUCGGCUGCAUCCAGCAAGGGAGCUGCACUUGUAUUCCUGCCACUCACUCACUGUGUGACCCACAAAAACUCAUCAUGACAAAAUUCCUUGAUUUAAUGAAGGAUGUUGUUUUGUUUGUUCAAACAUAAGCAUUGUACGUGUGAUUUUUGGCACCAUUUUAGCUAAACCCAGUACUGUUUGUCACCACUUGAAUGACCUGAAGUGAAGCUUUUGGAAAGCUUUGUAAGAUUUUGUAAACUUUUUUUUCAUGUCUCUAAUGUAGUGUAGUUCUUUCUUUAGAAAGUGCACAUAGGUUACAGGAGGUGUGAAGUACAGUGAGAGUGUGUUGCAUGUGGGCGUCUUUCUGCUGGCUAGGACGAGCCCCCACUGAGCCAUUUAAUGAAAUGACUGUCUGUUAUAUGUUCCAGACGUGCGAGUGUGUGGGUGGGUGGGUGCUCGAGGUCCUCCUCUUGAGCCUGCCAGUGUGUCUUAAUGUCAAGUCUAUAGGAUUUAGUGUUUUUAUAGCCUACAAAUGUGCCUCUUUUGAGUCAGAAGCGGCACCUGCUCCAACAGAAACGUGUAACUCUAAGACGGAAACACUGUGGAAAAAGCGUCCCAUGCGGUGUGUGUGUGUUCUUCACUGUCACUAAUGAUGGCGACGACUCACAUCGAGGAGUCUUUGGGUAAGCUGUGUGCGACACAGGCACGUACAGACGUAUAGUGAAAACAGGACUUCCUCCAGCAGUAUGAAACCACAAUUUUAGUAAAACGAUAAUAUUAAAGUCAUUAUUUUGGGACAUUGUAACCUCUCAAUAGCUUUUCGAGACUGGCAAUGAGGAUCUGCAUUUAAAAGACGAAAAUCAUGACAUUGAUUUUUUAAAAAUUUUUUUUAGUAAUAAUGAGACUUAAAGUAUAAUGGUAUGACAUUAAUGUAAUUAACCUUUUUACAUAAAAACGUUUAAAACCACUGACUGAAAGCUUCCUCCGGACUCAGUUCGGAGUAACUGACUCAAGCUUUGAUGUGACGCCUGUAGGGAAACUAUUUUUACAGUAUCAGAAGAUUCUGUGCCUCCAUACUUUGUACAAAACUGUAUCAUGUGUAUACGUCCAAUAUAUGUUAACGCCCACUAUGACUUGUGUGUCGAGACCUGUGUAAAUGUAGAACGUGCUGCUUUAAAGAGGCAAAAGCUUGGCAGAUGUCCUCCAGUGAGGUUGGCAACUUGUGAUUAUUAAGUUUUAUGAACAACAAAGCUCUCAAGGCAGACUGCUUCAGUACAUUAUUAAAAAUGACCUUUUAAUAUUUUUGUAAUGUCAUGUGAAAUUUUGUACAACUCUGUAAGACAUAUCAAAGAUACAAUUUCUUUUAAUAAAACGUAAAAGAUAAAGAGCAA